This is a messenger RNA of Aspergillus versicolor CBS 583.65, 4422 nucleotides long. RefSeq names its product putative RNA helicase/RNAse III. NCBI's taxonomy places the organism in Eukaryota, Fungi, Ascomycota, Eurotiomycetes, Eurotiales, Aspergillaceae. Gene Ontology annotation, cellular component: cytoplasm; RISC complex; nucleus. The record is from RefSeq and is a predicted model, not a curated record. Gene Ontology annotation, molecular function: ATP binding; ribonuclease III activity; RNA binding. The transcript has 7 exons. Bases 1 to 4422 code for a protein of 1473 amino acids. Gene Ontology annotation, biological process: siRNA processing.
AUGGCGCCUGUCCCGUCGGGGGACACCGACCCCGAUUAUAGGGCGCGGAGCUACCAGUUGGAGAUGUUCGAGGCGAGCCUGAAGGACAAUAUCAUCGUUGCGAUGGGCACAGGAAGCGGUAAAACACACAUUGCUCUGCUCCGUAUCAUGCACGAGUUGGAGAACGGCGAUGGGACGAAGUUAAUAUGGUUCUUGGCACCAACCGUCGCCCUCUGCCUGCAGCAACAUCGUGCCAUCUCCCAACACAUCCCUGCUGCAAAGUCUCGCACGCUCACUGGACUGGACAAGGUUGAGCUGUGGACGGAGCAGGUGGUCUGGGACGCCGUGCUGAAUGAUAUCCAGGUUGUCGUCUCGACCCCUGCUGUACUUCUGGAUGCAAUGACCCAUGGCUUUGUUAGGAUUUCCCGCCUGGGGUUGAUCAUAUUCGAUGAAGCGCACCAUUGCACUCAGAACCACCCAGCAAAUAGGGUGAUGAGAUAUUUUUACCAUCCAAACCGUGCAAAAUCUGGCCCCAACGCUGUUCCCCGCAUUUUGGGUCUGACAGCCAGCGCUGGUUCUAAUCGUGAUGAAUUACGAACAAUCGAAGACAACCUCAAUUCGGUCUGCACCACUCCCCAAGCACACCGUCAUGAACUGCUUGAGCACACCCAUAGGCCUCACUUGCAGCGUGUCCUAUAUAUGCCACAAGCAAUUGAAGGUGCUUCGCUCUGGGGCGGAACUGCAAAGGCCCUCGUUGAGGCUUAUCAAAAGUUGGACAUAGAAAACGAUCCUUACAUUAAAAAACUUAAAGCUAGCGAGCCACAUGGAAUAGCGCUACAGCAGGCGCUCAUGACUGGGGAAACUUACUGCAGCGAGCAGCUCAAAAAGUUUGUUCGCAAGGUUGCCCAUAUUUCAACUGAGCUUGGGCCAUGGGCAGCCAACUACUUUAUCUGGGAAUCAACUCAGCAGCUCCGUGGGGGUGCUUUCAAUACUUCGCUCAUGGUAAACAUGGACGAUGAUGAACAGAAGUAUUUGAUUGACAUUCUGUCAAAAUUGCCCGUCCCCGAGUUUCACAUCCACUCUACCAAUCCUGCAGACUUUCCGGUGUCACCGAAAUUCGAGGCUUUGAUAUCCUUCUUACUCAAUGCCGAUGAGUCCGAAUUCUCCGGGCUUAUAUUUGUGCAGCAGCGCGCAACUGUUGCUGUAAUGGCCCACCUGCUUUCGGUUCAUCCUUCCACAAGGGAUCGCUUUCGCACCGGCGGUUUCAUUGGAAUAUCAAACUCUACCAAGAAGAAAGACAUGUUGGGUGACAUCCUCACGGUAAAGAUGCAGCGAGAUACAUUGGACGAUUUCCGACACGGCCGAAAGAAUCUGAUUGUUGCCACUGAUGUGUUGGAGGAGGGCAUUGACGUGAGCGCGUGUAGCGUGGUGGUAAGUUACGACAAGCCGCCGAACCUUAAGUCGUUUGUGCAGCGACGCGGACGUGCUAGGCGCCAGCACUCAACGUAUGCAAUGGUUCUUUCAACGGAAGACGAUGCUUUAUUGUUAGAAAAAUGGCACAACGUGGAGAAAACGAUGGAAAAGGCCUAUCAAGAGGACAGGAGCCGCUUGGAAGAACUCCGUGCGCUGGAAACCAUCGAUGAAGAUGUCCAUGCACAGUUUAUCGUAGAAUCCACGGGAGCUAUUUUAACGGCUGAUAAUGCCAUGCAACACUUAUACCACUUCUGCUCCACUCUUCCGAGCCAGAGACGGGUUAGAACGAAGCCCGAGUUUUCGUUUGAGAGACACGAGGGUGGUGCGUUGAAAGGCAAAGUGACGCUGCCCAGCUGCGUAGUCCCAUCGGUUAGAUGCGCAGAGGGGAGGCAGUGGUGGAAGACAGAGCGUGCGGCAAGAAAGGAAGCUGCUUUCCAAGCGUAUAAGGCAUUAUACGAGCAUGGACUGCUGAAUGACAACAUCCUCCCGCUGACCAAGAGUCAGGACUUUACUAAACGCGAUCGCCGUUUGCUAGGAGCCAUGACAGAGGUCCUGGAUCAAUAUGACCCAUGGGUGGACUGGGCAUAUGCAUGGAAGCUAUCGAAGAUGCAUAAAACCCGCAUCACUGUUCGCCUGAACGAAGACGAGGUAUAUAUGAACUUGUUUUCUCCGGUUCCAACGCCGCUACUUGAACCGCUCACCCUGUUUUGGGAUAACGAGUCAACAUAUACUCUCGAAUUCGGAAGCUCAGAGCCCGUCCUAAUGACCGACCAAAGUGUUGAGAGCUUGAGAACUAUCACUGCCUUAUACCUACAAGCCACCUCGACGGGAUGGCUGGCUGAUCAGCGCGACUUUACCACCCUGUUUAGCCCGAACUUGCAUCCGAGGGAGUGGAUGGCCUGGCUAAGCGCGAAUCAAGGGUACGAGCCAGCAAAGGAAGUUUUCUCCAGUCAGAGAAAUGUCGACCGUAUAGGCAUCGUCCGAGACAAGUCUCGUUAUGACGGUAUUCUAUUGUUCAAUAGAUGGGUCAAGGGAGACGACGAGCUUGAGCUUGAAUGCGAUCCGUUUCCAAAACGAAGGAAUCUUCUUCAAAGGCAAAGACCCGCCACAAAAGGAUACGACAGCGAUGAUCAACUAGAAUCACCUAAGAAGAGGCGUAUUAUUCCUGCUGACCAAUGCGCAAUAAGCAGACUCCCCGCCAAAGAGACAGUAUUCGGUCGGUUCAUUGCUAAUAUCCUUAACAGACUAGAGGUCGCACUGAUUGCGACUAAGCUAUGCGAAACGAUUUUACGAGAUAUACACUUUAAUGAGCUACGACAUGUAAUAACCGCGAUUACGACACCAGCUGCUGGGGCACCAACGCACUACCAACGCUAUGAGUUCUUCGGUGAUACGGUACUCAAAUUCAGUGUUGCCUCCUUUCUUUACCACCAACACCCGAACUGGCACGAGGGCUAUCUUACCUCAGGCCUUGCAGCAAUUGUCGAGAACCAUCGCCUGGCCCGAGAAGCAGUUGAUCGCGGUCUUGGAUCUUUUAUCAUCACCAAAGAAUUUAACGCGCGCAAAUGGUCUGCUCCGUUGAUAUCUGAAAAGAUCAACACGAGCCGAGAUAGGCGCAAUAUGUCCACAAAAGUCCUCGCCGAUGUUGUCGAGGCGCUUAUCGGCGCUGCAUACAUUGAUGGGGGCCUUGUUAAAGCACAUGCCUGUAUUAGCCAAUUUCUUCCAGAGGUUCGGCUCCAAAUACCCAGGCCUGAUAGUGGCCCUAUGUCUCAGGACCAAGACCACCAGCCGCAUCUCAUCCAGCAGGACACCCUCGAGGAGAACCUUGGCUACACCUUUAAUGAUAAAUCACUACUAAUGGAAGCUCUUACCCACGGCUCGUGCCAACACGAUGCCUCAACGCAGUCUUAUCAGCGCCUCGAGUUCCUCGGCGACGGUGUUCUCGACAUGCUCAUCGUGGACACCAUCCUCAAGCAUCCUACCGAGCUACCACAGGGAAAAAUGACCAAGAUCAAGGCUGCUGUUGCAAAUGCUAGCCUCCUCGCGUUUCUAUGCCUGGAAUUCUCCUGGCCAAUGCCAUCACGCCGCCCAACAAGUGCUUCCGAAGCAGAAGUCGGAAUUAAGUCAACAGAACAUGCUGCAGAAACGCUCCACUUAUACACCUACCUCAGACACUCUCCCGGCACACCUCUGAUAACCAAUAAUUCGAAACCAGGCUCUCCCGCUAACACUGCUCUGACCCGCUACACAACCCUCCGCCCCGCAAUCCUACACUCCCUCCACACCUCAAUGACCUAUCCCAGGGAGCUCCUUUCCGCUCUCAACCCCGACAAGUUCUUUUCCGACAUCAUCGAGUCCAUUAUUGGCGCCCUAUUCGUCGACUCAGGCGGGGAUCUAACUCCAUGCCGCGAGUUCAUCCACCGACUAGGCCUGGUGCAAUACCUGGAACGCAUCAUUGACGAGAACAUCGACGUGGAACAUCCAAUGCAGAAGGCGCAGAUGGGCUUGCAAAAAUUAGCGAGUAAGGCUGGAUCACCGUGGAAGUUUGGGGUUUCCACCGUGAGGGUAUCAGGCUCGAAGCGGGAGAACAAGCGCGUGUAUAAGGCCGUUGAUGUCGACAGCGAAGGCGAUGUGGCUAUAGAUGUUGACGCUGACGCGGUUGAAGACCAGAGUGGAGAUUUGGAUUCAUCUGAUCCUGGCUCUGGCUCUAGUGCUGAUUCUGAUUCUGACUCUGAUCUCGAACUCGACCCUGGUGGGGGCCCAACGUAUACGUGCACGAUUCCAGUGAACGGCCUUGGGUUUGAUGUUGAGGAGGUUGUUGUGAGAGGUUGCUUGAGCAGGGAGGACGCGGAGGUACGGGCUGCUUGUGUGGUGAUCCAGUUACUGACGCAGAAAGGAGUGAUCAUUGAGGCAGAUGAUGGAGCGGGCGAUAGAGAAGAAGAAUUGGAACAGGCCGAGGUAGCGUCAUAG